AUGCUGCGCGACAAACCCACUCAACCCGUCCAACGACAGCGCCCACCCCCUCGCCCCGACUCUGAUCCCCUCGCCGCCGUUCUCCUCCCCCCUCCCGAUGAAACCCCCGACGCGCGCGAACGCAGGCUUCGUGCUGAGGAGGAGGCCAAGCAGCGCAGCGAGAAUAUCGACCGCAUGAUCCGCGACUCAGAGAGACACCAGCGCCGCAAAAAGGUCGUCAAAGUCCUUCUCCUCGGCCAGAGCGAGAGCGGCAAGAGCACAACUCUCAAACAAUUUCAGCUGCUGCACACACCGGCUGCGUUUCAUGCUGAGCGAAUUGCAUGGCGCUUCGUCAUCUACCUAAACCUUGUGCGGUCCAUUCGCCGGAUAAUCGAGGCAAUUAUGCCCGAGGAUGCCCAGGGUGCGGACGACCUGGAUGACUUCGACUCUAACGAGACCGCGUCGAUUAUUAUCACUUCCAACGGAUGCGGGCCCUCGAAUGCCAGCCAUGUGCCUACAUCAGCCUACGACGGCUACCGACGUCGUCUCUCACCGCUACUCCCUCUUGAGCAGCGACUGAUUCAGCAGCUGUCUGACCCUGAGGACAAUGAAGAGCAGGAGCCUACGCACUUACCCUCGCCCCCGCUUCACUCCCCUUCGAGCUUCAGCAUGGCGUCCACCUCCACUGCGACGCUCGCGCUGUCCUCAAGCGCCCCCGGGCGUCCCGCACCUCGAAUCAUGAUUCCCAACGGCACGGUGUCGUCGCCGACUUCGCCAGUGUCGCCAUCCGAGGAGCUCACUGUGCGUGUAACGUCGAAUUGGAAGAAGGCGUUCUCCGCGCUGGGCAAGAACCAGAGCCCGAAGAGCGCGCACUCGGGCGAGCUGCAAGGCUGGUGGGAGGACCCGGAUGACCCGGUGCAUAUCAUCAACCGCUGCGCACCCGUCAUGUCCGAGCUAUGGCGCGACGUGCGCGUGCGACACCGGCUCGCAGAGAAGCGGCUCAGGCUCCAGGAGAGUAGUGGGUUUUUCCUUGACGAGAUUGACCGCAUCACUGCGAAGAUGUACUUCCCGACUGACGAGGACGUCCUGAAGGCGCGGCUGAAGACGACGGGCGUCGUGGAGCACACCUUCAGCCUCUCGAAGAGCAGCGAGUUCCGCGGGGUCGAUUGGAAGAUAUACGACGUCGGCGGGUCACGUAGCCAGCGCCACGCGUGGGCGCCGUAUUUCGACGACGUGAACGCCAUCAUAUUCCUGGCGCCGAUCAGCGCUUUUGACCAAGUGCUCACGGAGGACCCAGACACGAACCGCCUCGAGGACACGAUUUUCUUAUGGAACAGCGUUGUCUCGAACAAGCUGUUGGCGAACGUCAAUAUUGUGCUGUUCCUCAAUAAGUGCGACCUGCUCAAGGCGAAGCUGCAAAGCGGAGUGAAACUCAAACAACAUAUGACUUCGUAUGGUGAUAGGCCAAAUGACUACGACUCAGUAUCGAAAUAUUUUCGACACAAAUUCUUGGCGCUGCAUCAGAGCUUUACGCCCAACAAGGCGAGAGAACUCUUCAUCCACAUGACCUCAGUCACGGAUACGCGGAAAACGCAUACGAUCAUUACGAACGUGCGAGAUAUUAUCCUGACGGGUAAUUUGCGUUCCUCGUCUCUCAUGUAG
Molecule: messenger RNA, 1641 nt
Organism: Sparassis crispa
Lineage: Eukaryota; Fungi; Basidiomycota; Agaricomycetes; Polyporales; Sparassidaceae
Product: Guanine nucleotide-binding protein alpha-4 subunit
Exons: 11
Coding region: 1-1641 (546 amino acids)
Biological process (GO): adenylate cyclase-modulating G protein-coupled receptor signaling pathway
Cellular component (GO): heterotrimeric G-protein complex
Molecular function (GO): G-protein beta/gamma-subunit complex binding; GTPase activity; G protein-coupled receptor binding
Source: RefSeq, a predicted model, not a curated record